AUGCGGCUCACCGACGCGUUAAAGGGCUAUUUCUGGCCGGUGCUUGUGUGCUGUGGUGUCGCCAUGAACGCGGUGUGCGCGGGAGGUGUCUAUGCCUUUCCGCUCAUUGCGCCGUCACUGGUCGAGCACUUGAAGCUGUCGCAGCCGCAACUCACAUCUAUAUCGCUAGCCGGUAUGAUCUCUCAGUACCCCGUCGCGGCGAUUGUUGGUCUCGCAAUAGACAACCUGGGAACAUGGUCAUGCUCCCUAGCGGCGUCCGUCAUGUUCGCAAUCGGCUAUGGGGUCUUCGCGAGAGAAGUGGCCGCCGUACCUCCCGGCACGCACGCGUCCGCCCAGACCGUCAACACGCUCAUUUUCUGCUGGGCGUUGAUCGGGUUGGCCACCGUUUGCACCGGCUUCGCGCUCGUCUUCUCCGCGACGAAGGCGUUCUAUAAGUACAUCGGUGUCGCGGUCGGCUUGAGCCAGGCAGCCUUUGGGAUGUCUCCCCUCCUCCUCUCCCUCAUCGCCUCCCACUUCACCCCAUCCGGCGAGACCCUUGACCUCCCCAGUUACUUCACCUUCCUGGCUCUUUUCGCGGGAAUCGCCAACCUCACGUCCUGUGUACUAUUCCGCGGAGCACAAAACGCCGGUACCAUCCCCAUGGGCAGCUCUAAAGUGGCCCCUACACGCUCAGAUGGAGAACCCCUACUUCUGGGUCUCGCGCUCUGGAUGACCUUCGUCGUCGGUUCGUCCGAGAUGGUCUUCUCCAACCUCGGCUCCGUAGUGCUCUCGCUCCCCUCCGCGUCCCGGCGGCGGUUCGACGACCGCCAACGUCGGGCACGCCGUCCGCUCCUCGCGCUCGCCAACACGCUCUCCCGGCUCGCCGUCGGGCCCCUCGCGGAUGCCGUGGCCCCCGUCGCGACCCAGGCCCGGACGGCUCGAGGACGUCUGGCCGCUCGCGGUCGGCACCGGGGCGCGUACGGGACGACGUUCACGCUCAUUCCAGGAAUCAUGUCGUCAAUUGGGGCUGCCCAGCCUCGGCGCAACUACGGCAUCCUAUCCUACACCGCGUUCGUGGGCACGUCUAUAUUCUCGUUCAUUACGCAACCAUCGCCGACCGCCACGUUCUCCCGGCGACGACGUCUGCAAGGGCGUCGACUGCUGGAGUGCGACGGCAAGGUGUGGAAGGACCGGGUUUAG
This is a messenger RNA of Epithele typhae, 1179 nucleotides long. RefSeq names its product MFS general substrate transporter. Bases 1 to 1179 code for a protein of 392 amino acids. The record is from RefSeq and is a predicted model, not a curated record. NCBI's taxonomy places the organism in Eukaryota, Fungi, Basidiomycota, Agaricomycetes, Polyporales, Epitheliaceae. The transcript is spliced from 9 exons.